Molecule: messenger RNA, 1440 nt
Organism: Capra hircus (goat)
Lineage: Eukaryota; Metazoa; Chordata; Mammalia; Artiodactyla; Bovidae
Gene: HSD17B2
Product: hydroxysteroid 17-beta dehydrogenase 2
Exons: 5
Coding region: 191-1357 (388 amino acids)
Molecular function (GO): oxidoreductase activity
Source: RefSeq, a predicted model, not a curated record
UUUAAAUUACCCACCAGGAAAUAUGUGGCUGUAUGAGUAUGCUUAAUUCAUACUCAUUCGAAGUGAGCUGGGGCUGUUUUCUCCCCCUCCCUUCUUGCCUCCCCGUUCAUAUAACCCAGGCUGCCUCCAGACUGCCUUUGCCCACUUGACUCACUGGCCGUGAGCACGGAAAGGUGCAGAGUCGCCAAGAAUGGGCACUUUCUUCUCUGAGCCAGGGUGGCUCUGCCUGACUGUCACCGCAGUGCUGGGAGGAACAAUUCUUUGCAAACUCAAGACGAGCCCAGGGCAGGUGGGGAGAAAGGUGGUCUGCCUGGCGGGCCUCUGGGGAGGCGCUUGCCUGAUCAGCCUGUCCCUCUUCUGGGGCUUGGUUCUCUUCUCCCUGUCAUAUUUCGUCAUGUAUACUUACUUUUCUGGCCAAGAGUUGUUACCUGUGGAUCAAAAGGCGGUGCUGAUAACAGGUUGCGAUUCUGGGUUUGGCCAUGGUUUGGCCAAGUAUCUGGACGAGCUGGGCUUCACUGUAUUUGCUGGAGUUCUGGAUGAACAGGGGUCCGGAGCAGAGGAAUUACGAAGAACCUGCUCCAAGCAUCUCUCUGUGCUCCAGCUGAACAUCACCAACACGCAGGAGAUACAAGAGGCCUACAGCAAAGUGAAGGAGAAGGUGCAGAACAAAGGACUGUGGGCUGUGAUCAACAACGCUGGAGUCCUUGGCUUACCAACCGAUGGGGAACUCAUUCCCAUGACCGAAUACAAACGAUGCAUGGCCGUGAACUUCUUCGGGGCCGUGGAAGUCACGAAGGCAUUUCUGCCUCUUCUUAGAAAAUCCAAGGGGAGGCUGGUGAACAUCAGCAGCAUGGCAGGAGGGGUUCCAAUGCAGAAGAUGGCAGCUUAUGGCUCAUCCAAGGCAGCUCUGAUCAUGUUUUCAUCAAUCCUUCGACAAGAGCUGUCCAAAUGGGGAGUUAAAGUCUCUGUCAUCCAGCCCGGAGGCUUCAAAACAAACAUCUCAGGCACGAGUCAAAUGUGGGAGACACUGGAGAGAACUGUCCUGGACAACCUUUCCCCUGAAGUGCAAGAGGACUACGGCCAGGACUAUAUCCUCAGCGAACGUAGUCUUCUCAGGUUAAUGAAAACCUGCACUGAUCCGGACAUCUCCCCAGUGCUCCUGGACGUUCGGCAUGCCAUCUCUGCUCAGAGCCCCUUUGCAUUUUAUGCGCCGGGGAAAUUGUCUUAUCCAUGGCUCUGUUUUGCUUCCUUCAGCCCUACUGGCAUAUUUGAUUAUCUUAGCAGAAAAAUAUAUAGCUAUGGUAAGAAGAUGCCAAGAGUAUUAAGCACAUCUAACUGGGAGAAUGAGGCUAUGUAGGCAACUCAGUGGAAAAUGUUAAACGUCUUGGAAUAAAAAGAAAUCUCAAGCUUCUCAUUAAAGUUGUGGUUUCCCACCUUGCA